Molecule: messenger RNA, 2823 nt
Organism: Schistocerca americana (American grasshopper)
Lineage: Eukaryota; Metazoa; Arthropoda; Insecta; Orthoptera; Acrididae
Product: netrin-3-like
Exons: 6
Coding region: 10-798 (262 amino acids)
Molecular function (GO): protein binding
Source: RefSeq, a predicted model, not a curated record
CAGUGCAACAUGCACGCGCGCCGCUGCCGCUUCAACAUGGAGCUGUACAAGUUAUCGGGGCGCGUCAGUGGCGGCGUGUGCCUCAAGUGUCGGCACUUCACGGCGGGCCGGCACUGCCACUACUGCCGCGAGGGCUACUACCGGGACCCCACCAAGCCCAUCUCGCACCGCAAGGCCUGCAAAGCGUGCGACUGCCACCCGAUCGGGGCGUCGGGCAAGACGUGCAACCAGACGACGGGACAGUGCCCCUGCAAGGACGGCGUGACCGGCGUCACCUGCAACCGCUGCGCCAAGGGCUACCAACAGAGCCGGUCGCACAUCGCGCCCUGCAUCAAAAUACCGCGAGUGGCCGCCACGCAGAUCUCUACUGGCAGUGAAGAAAGUGGUGGUGGUGCCUCCACCAGCGGAAGAGACCAGUGUGGAAAAUGCCGUGCAGGGACACGGAGGCUCAAUCUGAACAAGUACUGCCGCAGGGACUAUGCUAUUCUAGGGAAAGUGCUGGAGCGUGAGACAGUGGAAGAUUGGGUGAAGUUCUCUCUGAGCAUCCAGUCUGUGUACAAACGUGCAAGGGAGUCACGUCUGCGUAGAGGCAAUACCUAUCUCUGGGUUCACAUGAAAGACCUGGCAUGCAAAUGUCCCAAAGUCAAAACCAACAAGUCCUACUUGAUUCUUGGUAAAGAACGUGAAGGUGACCAACCUGGUCUGACCAUAGGACGGCGCUCUAUUGUCAUAGAAUGGAAAGAUGAAUGGCACAGGCGAAUGAGACGCUUCCAGCAUCGAGCACGCAAAUGUGACUGAAACCUGUAGAGGCAACUCCACAUCUUGUGACAAAGGAUCAUUCACUUACAGAUUCUGCAAUAAUAACAUGUGAGAGAAAUAACACUACAGCAUAUUCUUAGCAGCUGCUGUGUGUUUUUCUGCUCACUCAUGGCCAUAUUGCUUUUUACAUUACAAGAUUUUAAGAAAGGUAUCGUGAGUAAGGUGCUACCUAUUUUUGGUUACCAACUGCUGAAUCCCAGAAUUCUCAUAAUUACGUUUUUAUGUAACAGAGGUACAAGAAGUCAGUAUUAGACUGUCAUAUAUAUAUAAACUGUAACAUAUCAAACUGAAUGGUAAGUCAGCAUCAGAAGCAAAACUAAUAACAUAUUCUCAAAAAUCAGGCUAUUCAUAGUAAAACAGGUUUCCUCUGGUAACACCAGUGAAAAUAUAUGUUAAGCUAGUAGUUCAAGAUGUAUCAUUCACCGGAUUCUUAAGUCCAAAUCUAAUAAGCUAAUGACAUAUCUCAGAUCUGCGAGUGAAAUCCUGCAAGUGCAACAAGUGUUAGUGGAAGAAGAAAGUUACCAGAAUCUUGUGAGAAUUGUAGACUGCAGGAAUAAAGCAGAAAAGAAAGUGGGGAGUGUGGCAAGUUCAUGAUUGUACAGAAAAGUAUUAGCCAAACCACGAUAAUGGUGGCAUUAUUUAAUUGAAUGUCUUUUGCAUUAGUAACUGUAUAUUAAGAACAAAUUUACAAUAUUAGAACUUUUCAUAUUAGAUAAUUUUUAUUAAUUUAUUAUUAAAUGAAUUUCCUUUGUUAAAGCCCAUAAUAUAAUGAGCAAGGUCUGUAUAAGAUGCAAUUAGUGUUUAGACAAAGUGAGAAGUGAUUUACUGCUUGUAGCUGCAAAUCUGCAGAUGUUUCAGAAAUUCAUGUUUAAUUCUUUUUGAAAUAAACAAAGAACAGUGAGAAUAGUUGCUUUAUUGUGGGAAGAGAAAACCUGUUACGGUUCACUCUGAAAUACAUACAGGGAAGUCAUAAACGGCAAAGUAAGGAAAAAAAAAACUGCUUUCUACAUGAGUGACUUGUUGAGUCUUAAACAGAAUGCCAUCCAAAAACCAUAAAAGAAACAAACAAGCUGAUAGUUAUGAGUACUACAUUAAUUUCUAGAAUUCUAUUUGAUCAUCUGCAUUAUUUUUGUGAUUAUCUCCUUGACUGUUGUUGCAAUGGAUUUGGUAUGUGCUCAGGACUGUGUGUAAAGGGCAGUUGCCCUUGUCCUACGAACUGCUAAAUCAGUACUAUAAUCAACUGUAUCAGAAUUUGUUUGUAUAGUCUCAGUGUCCAAUUUAACAAAAUUUUAAAAAUAAUCAUUACUUAAUGUAUCAGAGUUUGUGGACAAAUUCCAGUCUUUAGACAAGGUUUUCAUUUUCUAGUAUACUGUUUAAGUUUUAUGACUUUAUUAGAAAGUCCACUUGAUCUUUGUGGUUUAAGAAAGAACUUGUAAUUAAGGCAAACACAUUUGAGAGAGCUUUUAGCUACAUUGUAAUUUGAUCACCCUUUCUUUUGCAAUUAAAUUAGAAAAUUUACUUUUGGGAAAAUAUAGGUUCAUUCAACUUGUUUAUUGCAAUUUCUUUUGCCUUUAAGCAAUCUGACUGAACAGCCACAUUAGAUUUACAUUUGUCUAGCUUGUGUUCAAUGUUCAUAUAUCUGACAAGAACUAUGGAGCAAAAGCUACUUGAAAUGAACUUCACUAACUGAAACCCAGUUGUCAGUUUUGCACAGGUUUGAUAAAGUGAAGUCUGCCAAUGCACUUAGUUCACAGACCAAUGAUUUUUGACUAUUAUUUAAAUAAAAAUAUUUAUAUCAUAUUUGUAAUUUUACACAAACUUUUUUAUGUGCUAGCACAACUUGUACAGUAUUAAUGUAAAGCUAUCAUGUGCCAUAACACAGUGUUGUAGGUAUGUGUCAGCAAGUUCCUAAAAUUGUGUUGCUAUAACUAAGUACUUUUGUGCACUUCAUCUUAAAAUCUGAAUUGCAGAAUUUUUUGUGUUCUGGUAUCAAGAAAGUUUCAC